Messenger RNA from Thelazia callipaeda (thelaziosis nematode), 963 nucleotides. NCBI's taxonomy places the organism in Eukaryota, Metazoa, Nematoda, Chromadorea, Rhabditida, Thelaziidae. The record is from the annotation of a GenBank genome assembly.
AUGAUUCUACUGUCAGUUUCUGUUAUUCUUAGUUCUGUUGUAGAUGUUAUUCAUGCGGAUCUGUUGAAAGGCUUGUAUUGUGGAACCCAAAGUUGUUAUGAAGUUCUCAAUAUUGAACGUUCGAAAUUCACCAAGAGCGCUCUGGGAAGGGCAUACCGCAAGUUGGCAGCUCAGUAUCAUCCUGAUAAAGUAGUUGGGUCCAAGAAGAAGGAAGCAGAGAAAAAAUUUCAUCUAAUUGCGACGGCUUAUGAGACGUUAAAGGAUGAUGACACACGAGUUGAUUAUGAUCAUUAUUUGGAUCAUCCAGAACAACGAGCUUAUAAUUAUUAUCAGUAUUAUCGCAGAAGAGUCGCUCCAAAAGUUGACGCACGAAUUUUCCUGAGUGCGACGCAGAAAUACAGUGAAGCACUUGAUUACGCGGUUAAGCAAGAAAGAUAUCGGAAUGCAGCGAAAGAAAUUGCUAAAGAACGAGGAAUUUCACUGGAAGGUAGAUUUCGUGACAAAAAAUCUAAGAAGGAAUAUACUGAACAAGUUUUACGAAAAAUCAUAGAAGAAAAUGUAGAUAUCAGAGGUGGAUAUAAGAAACCAUCAAUAUACAAUACGUUAUUGUGGACACUUGUAACUCUUCCAUACACGAUAUACAGGUACAUUAUCUGGAAAUAUUCUCUGCUUAUGAACUAUUACAUAAAGAAUCAAGAGUAUGAUGAUGAUGUUAAGACUUAUCUGAUACGGACGAACUUAGGUCUUUCGGAAGAGCAAUUUGCGGGGUUGGACGAUGACGAAAAAGCGUCGUUUGUAGAAAAUGAACUCUGGGAUAUGAACAAAUUUUUUGCAUGGAAAGUAGCAAAGGAAGAAGAACAAAAAAGAAAACAAAGAGAACGCUUGGCCGUCAGUGGACGCUAUAAGAGGUAUAGAAGACUCAUGAAAAGUGAAACGGGUAGUACUGUCAGCUUUGUUGAGUAG